Triticum urartu is the source of this 1382-nucleotide messenger RNA. RefSeq names its product tetraspanin3 (gene TET3). The record is from RefSeq and is a predicted model, not a curated record. Gene Ontology annotation, biological process: auxin-activated signaling pathway. Lineage: Eukaryota; Viridiplantae; Streptophyta; Magnoliopsida; Poales; Poaceae. Gene Ontology annotation, cellular component: membrane.
CUGCUGCCGUUGCCGCCGCUGCUGCCCCUCAGCUCGCUAAAAGCCAGCCCAAUCCCCUCCCCCCUCCUCUCUCCCCCACGCCCGCACCAAACGGCAGCAGAGAGAGGACAAGAAGCAGCAGGGGACCUCCGAGGAGCAGAGACCUCCAAGAAUCAGAGCAAGAAACCAGGGAGAGAGUCGGAGGAGGAGGAGGAGGAGGAAGAAGGAGAGCGAGAGGAUGCACGGCGGCGGGUCGAAGAUGCUGGGGGUGGUGAACUUCAUCACCUUCCUGGCGUCGAUCCCGGUGCUGGGGGGCGGCAUCUGGCUGGCGUCGCGGGCCAACUCCACGGACUGCAUCCGCUUCCUGCAGUGGCCCAUCAUCAUCAUCGGCCUCGCCGUCAUGGUCGUCUCCCUCAUGGGCUUCGCCGGCGCCUGCUACCGCCAGACCUGGCUGCUCCGCAUCUACCUCUUCGCCAUGUUCUUCAUCGUCGUCGCGCUGCUCUUCUUCAUCGUCUUCGCCUUCGCCGUCACCGACCGCGGGGAGGGCCAGGUGGUCAUGAACCGCCGCUUCCUCGAGUACCAGCUCUCCGACUACAACGGAUGGCUCCGCAACCGCGUCGCCGACCCGGAGUACUGGGCCACCAUCAGCGCGUGCCUCCGCGACGGCCGCGCCUGCGCCUCCAUGCGCCGCCCCGCCCGCGACCCCAACACCGGCAUGCUCGUCACCGAGCCCCCCGUCAUGUUCUACGGCCGCAACCUCUCCCCGAUUCAGUCAGGAUGCUGCAAGCCACCGACUUCAUGCGCGUUCACCUACAACAACGAGACAUACUGGAGCGCGAACCCCGGCGUCCCCACCGUGGUGACCGACCCCGACUGCCUCAAAUGGAGCAACGACCAGCAGACGCUGUGCUUCCAGUGCGACUCGUGCAAGGCCGGCGUCCUGGCCGGCAUCAAGAAGAGCUGGCGCAAGGUGGCCAUCAUCAACAUCGUCGUGCUCAUCAUCCUCAUUAUCGUCUACGUCGCCGGCUGCGCCGCGUUCCGCAACGCCAAGAGGGACGACAACGACGAGUCGUAUGGCAUGGCCAGGAUGACCAAGUCCCGGCCGAGCAGGUUCCAGUUCUAGACCUGCUGCGUCGAAAAACCGGGAAAACCUUUGCCUGUACAAAAGGCCACUCACUGUGGGCGGUGGUGUUAAGGCUUUGGCCUGAACUAUAUUUCUUACUGAACCGUGUGGAUGAUGGUCGCCUGUAGUUGGGGGGUGUGGAAGGGAAGAUGUUCAUGGAUCGAAUGUUUAGUGUGGUGUUUAGGGUAGGUCUAUUCUGUAUUUGGUGGCACAAGAUGAGGUCUGCAAGGAACAGGAGGGGCUGGCUCAUUUUAGGAAUGUAUUAUUCUGCACUUGGUGA